Messenger RNA from Didymosphaeria variabile, 1062 nucleotides. RefSeq lists its product as uncharacterized. The coding region runs from base 1 to 1062 and encodes 353 amino acids. The transcript is spliced from 3 exons. NCBI's taxonomy places the organism in Eukaryota, Fungi, Ascomycota, Dothideomycetes, Pleosporales, Didymosphaeriaceae. Gene Ontology annotation, molecular function: RNA binding. The record is from RefSeq and is a predicted model, not a curated record.
AUGAGACUUCAAAGUAGGUUUCUUCUCCGCCGCACAGCUGCCCGCGCGAUUGCCUCGACGCCCUCGUCGGCCGUCUUCGUCAAGCCGCGUUCUAUCUCCUCCAUCACACCUAUCGCAUUCCACGCGAGGAAGCAGCAAUGGAUCGCUCCUGCCUUCCAGAAGAGAUAUCUCAGCGAGGAGCCGACCAAGGUUGAGACAACAGAGGCCGAAGCCAAGGAGGUGGAGGCAAAGGAGGGCUUUGCGCAAACCGCAGCAGAAGCUCCUGUAGACGAAAAUUUGACCCCGGCACAGGAGGAGGUACAGGCAGCACCUGCCGAUGCCCAAGACACUCCCGACUUCGGUGCAUCGGAGCUAGAAAGCAAACAACGCGCUGCGCGCCGCGCUAACAAGGAUCUCACCCCGAACAAUACCGUCUAUGUCGGUAAUCUGUACUACGAGGUCACCGCAGACCAGCUGAAGCGAGUCUUUGGACGUUUCGGUGAGGUCGACAGCGUCAGGGUCAUCUACGACAACAGGGGCCUCAGCAGAGGAUUCGGUUACAUUGAGUUCAAGGAAGUGAAGGAUGCCCAGGCGGCGUGCGAGAACCUCGACAUGCAGGUCUUCGAGGGCCGCAACCUUGUCGUCCAGUUCCACCAGCCCAAGGAAAACUCUAAGACACGUAGCGAGAGCGGCUCCAUCGUCCCCAACCCACCUUCUAAGACUCUCUUCAUCGGAAACAUGUCCUUCGAGAUGUCGGACAAGGACCUCAACGACCUCUUCCGUGAUAUUCGCAACGUCAUGGACGUGCGUGUUGCCAUUGAUCGAAGGACCGGCCAGCCCAGAGGCUUCGCCCACGCUGAUUUCAUCGACGUUGCCAGUGCCACCAGAGCCAAGGACGUGCUCGGCGACAAGGUUAUCUACGGCAGGCAGCUGCGCGUCGACUUCAGCAAGUCGGGUACGAGCAACCAGAGGGAGCAGAGGGAGAAGAGGGACAACAACAGUGACAACAGGGACAACAGGGACAACAGGUACAACAGCAGGGAUAACAACAGGUACAACACCAGGGACAACGACAGGAGAUGA